UUCUUCAAGAUGAAUACCGCAGCAAUCAGCCCACUCACCGUUACUCCCCUAGGUUUUGUUCCAGACUUAAAAAAUGCCACCCUUGUGCCUUUCAAUGAGACUGCAUGUGAAAACUGGAGAGAGAUUCAUCAUCUUGUUUUCCAUGUGGCCAAUAUUUGCUUUGCAAUUGGACUAGUUAUUCCAACAACUCUAAAUCUUCAUAUGAUUUUUCUACGAGGCCUGCUGACCAUAGGAUGUGCGUUGUUCAUCGUUUGGGCUACGCUCUAUCGCUGUGCCUUGGACAUAAUGAUCUGGAAUUCUGUGUUUCUGGUUGUCAACCUCUUACAUUUUAUAUAUCUACUGUAUAAGAGAAGACCGAUCAAGAUAGAGAAGGAGCUUAGUAGUCUCUACAAGCGAAUGUUUGAACCACUGCAUGUGCCUCCAGAGCUGUUCCAAAGAUUAACUGGACAAUUCUGCAAUAUUCAGACUUUAAAGACAGGUCAAGCUUAUGCUGCAGAGGAUAAAACAUCAGUUGAUGAUAGACUAAGCAUCCGGCUGAAGGGGAAAAUGAAGGUCUCUUACCGAGGGCAUUUUCUGCAUAAUAUUUACCCCUGUGCCUUUAUAGAUUCUCCUGAAUUUCGAUCAACUCAGAUGAAUCGGGGUGAGAAAUUCCAGGUUACCAUUGUUGCAGAUGAUAACUGCAAGUUCCUGUGCUGGUCCAGGGAGAGGUUGACUUAUUUUCUAGAAUCUGAGCCAUUUCUUUAUGAGAUCUUUAAGUAUCUUAUUGGCAAAGAUAUUACAAAUAAACUCUACUCAUUGAAUGACCCAACCUUAAAUGACAAGGCCUCAAAAAAGAUUGAUCGACAGCCUAGUCUUUGCUCCCAGCUCUCUGUGAUGCAGAUGAGAAACAGCAUGGCCAGCACCAGCGACAGUGAAGAUGGCUUGCAGAUGUUCCUGCGUGGGACUUCCUCCGCAUCCUCUCUUCGAAAUAACCAGCAAGAGUUCUAUAAUGCUUACGGAGUGAGUCGUUUGCAGCAUGAUGUUUUCUGUUGAUAACAUCCCAUUAACUCAACAAGCAUCCUCAAAAAGGCCCAGGCCGGACAUCUCCCUACCUGAGAACUUCAGCAAAA
Molecule: messenger RNA, 1109 nt
Organism: Tinamus guttatus (white-throated tinamou)
Lineage: Eukaryota; Metazoa; Chordata; Aves; Tinamiformes; Tinamidae
Source: RefSeq, a predicted model, not a curated record